GCAUCCAAUUGUGAACGGGCCUGUUGUUGAUAUAGCCAACCUCUUCAAUAUCACGAACCUUCCUUCCCAUCCCCACCCUCGUUGGCGAUCUCUGCAUCUGCCACGCGCUUGUCCCAUUCUAUUGAAUUUAUACUUGCGCGGAGUCAAUUCUUUCUUCACUUCUUGCUCUCGUUGUCCGGCGCCAAUCCUUGCCGCCGACCUUUUGUUAUUCUCGGAAGCACGACACGCCACGAUCAGAGCUGCCGUUCUCACCAACCGCGUCGUCCUCAAUACAAACGAAAGUACAACUAAUUGUAAUGUCCGCUGCAGAGCAAUAGCGACUGCUCGCCGAUCUACCCCGGUCGAAACCAUAAUCCAGCCUGCGACAUUGAAGAAGGAGCGAGGAGGCUGCUACAGCUGCAGCGCUUGGACGGAGGACCGACCUCGAUUUCGAGAUCGAAGACCCUACAACCGCCGACUCAACAAGGCUGCAGACUACAUGGCUAGACCAUUAUAAUCAGCUUCAUAGUCGUUCUACACAUCUCUCCCCUUCGCAGAUUGCUAUCAUGGCACCAUCAACAACCUGCGUCGCGAGCCAACUGCGGCAGCUCAUCUACUACAACAUCGAUAAUAACCUCCUCACGAACGCCCUUUUCUACGCCGAACGACUGGUAGCUUACGAUCAUCGAGCCGCGGAGUCACAAUACUUGGUAGCUCUCUGCCAUUUCCGCCUUGGAGAUUCUGCCUCAGCCUACGAGUUCUCAAAAUCCGCGGGGUCAAGAGGGGCGAAUCUAGGUUGUGCAUAUAUUUUCGCUCAGGCAUGCCUGGCUUUGGAAAGAUUCAAGGACGGCAUAACGGCCUUGGAAAAGAGUAAGGCAUUAUGGGGAGGAAAGAACAGUUUUGGAAAGCAUACAGCUUCCUCGAGACAACCUUUACCAGAUGCCGCUGCAGUCUUCUGUUUGCUUGGGAAGUUAUACCAUGGUUACGACAAUAUGCACAAAGCCAUUAGCUGCUUCGAGGAGUCUUUGAAGCUGAAUCCAUUCAUGUGGGAUGCUUUCACGAAUCUCUGCGAAACUGGUACAAGGAUCAAUGUGCCCAAUAUUUUCAAGAUGAACCCAGAGAUUGAAGCAGCUCUCAAAAUUGGUGCACAAGAGCAAUCAGACUCACAGCCGAAGGAUCAUAUCCCUCACAAGAAUGACCAUGAACGCAGUCGAGCAGCGCCACGGCCGACAUCUGUUGUCAACGAUGUGGCAGAUCCCUUCAAUAAUGUCCCUUCGAGAAGUUAUGGUGGGGGACUUUUUGGUACACUUGGUAUCUCGCAGAAGUUGAAUGAGAGCAAUCCAAGUCUAACUAAUCUUCCAGCUGCAGGAGGUGGAGGUAUCGGCCCCGAAGCGAUGGAGACACCGACGGGACCAAGUGCUUCGAUCGAUGUAUCGGCAGUACAGAAUCGACGAGAUCCGGGCUUCUCUUCAUAUGCAGGAGAGGCUCCACCAGCGCCAGUACGGAAAACUCGAACGAUACCGGGGCUUGGGAUGGACUUCAGUAUGGAUGCACCUAAGAUGAGUCGGGCGGUUUCCACGAAACGAGUGCAGAGGCAGCCGGAACCAACAGAAGAGUCGGCAGCUACUCAAGCGUUACGGAAUAAUAAUUUGGCACCUCCAGCUGGUGAGCGUAAGCGAACAGUAUCAGGGCAGGUAGUUCCCCGGCAGACCUCAGAGGAUCCUGGUGCGCCACAGAGGAGGAGUGUCAGGUUGUUCAAUCAGAUACGGCCAACUAGUACGAAAUCAUCAAGCAAUGUCCCCAAUGUUGGUCCGGCUCCAGGGAGAGAACUGAAAAAGGCGCGGCCACCGAUAUCCAAAAUCAUGCGACCAAGCUCCAGUACAUCGACGGUUGGCCGUCAAGUUAGCGGGAAUAGAAAACCUGUUGAAGAUUCAAUGGAUGUUGAUCACAAGGAGACACAUUCGCGAUCGUGGAUUGGGACCGUUGCCAAUAUACCAUCUCAAAAAUCCUCAGAACCAGAGCCGUCCCGACAGGAAGAGGCUCUACGAUUUCUGCUAGAACUCUUUAAGAAGUUCGGCAGUGGAUAUUUUGCCCUCUCAAGGUUCCAGUGCACAGAAGCGCUGCAAGUAUACGGCUCUUUGCCUCGAAGUCAACAAGAAACCCCAUGGGUUAUGGCUCAGAUGGGACGUGCAUUUUAUGAGCAAGCCGCAUAUGGGGAAGCCGAGAAAUACUACAAGCGAAUUCGUCAAGUUGCACCAACGAGAUUCGAGGAUAUGGAGAUCUUUUCUACAAUUCUUUGGCAUCUGAAGCGUGAGACAGAUCUUGCAUUCCUAGCGCAUGAGUUGAUCGACGCUACGUGGCAGUCUCCGCAAGCUUGGUGUGCACUUGGCAAUUCGUGGUCUCUCGCCAGAGAUCAUGAGUCAGCACUUCGUUGUUUCAAGCGUGCCACCCAAUUGAAUCCCAAGUUCGCGUACGCUUUCACUCUUCAAGGUCAUGAACACGUCGCCAAUGAGGAAUAUGACAAGGCGCUGGUGUCAUAUCGUGCCGGAAUGGCAGCCGACAAGCGACAUUACAACGCAUGGUAUGGUGUUGGUCGUGUCUAUGAGAAGCUUGGGAGCUACGACAAGGCAAUCAGUCAUUUCAAGACUGCGUCGAACAUUAAUCCUACCAACGCCGUCCUGAUCUGUUGCAUCGGAACCGUCCACGAGAAGCAGAAGCAGCAUCGACUGGCCCUUUCAUACUUCACAAAGGCUUCAGAUUUGGCACCUCGUUCGGCAUUGACAAGGUUCAAAAAGGCCCGAACACUGAUGGCGAUUAAUGAGUUGCAAUAUGCUCUCGAGGAGCUCACAAUCCUGAAGAAUCUGGCGCCAGAUGAGGCUAUGGUUCAUUUCCUCCUUGGACAACUGUACAAGAGGCUCAAGCAACGACAGGAUGCUGUACAUCACUUCACUGUCGCCCUCAACUUGGAUCCAAAAGCAAGUCAGCGGAUCAAAGAAGCCAUCGAGCUUUUGGAAGAGGAUGAUGAGGAAGAAAUAAGUAUGAUGGGAUGAGAUAAUGGAAUCUGCUACGCUUCAACGGGUGGGAAAGGACAGCACAUACGGACCACGUGGGCGAAAAAGCAUAAUCAAACGCCAAUCCGGAGAUAAAUUGAACGGACCGGGUCCAUAAAACACCACAUUCUCUUCACGUACCUCAUGGCCCGAGUAUACUUAUACAGCUGUAUCGUCAUUCGACUUCAGCAUGAUGAUACGAUACGAUACCGCCGUCUCUCUUCACGGCGGAAGAACGAACGGUAAACGAGAGAACGAAGCACCUGCAUACAAAUCGGCGUUAUUAGGUGCAUGGCAAUGGAUCGGGAUAUGGAUGAUACUUGGCGGGAUGAUUGAUUUGUGAAAGGUCGAAGGUUGCGCUGACGGACACCGUGGAUUUAUUCGUGGCGUCAUCUGCAGCAAUUCAAGCUGACCCUGCGAUUGCGGGCGAGGGAGGUCUGAAGUUUGUUCAUGAGCGCCUGGACUUUCUGGAGUCACAAGAGACGUCGCGUUGGUCUGGAUGUGUGCUUAUAACAUGUGAGUACGGUUUUGGAUCCUGCUCGAGACUCAGACGCAGACAGACAGCGUGAUGAAAGUCAUGAUUAUACCCAUCCUAAUGCAAUUCUUUCCACGUUGAGGAAACAUAUACAUGCUCCUUGUCUUGACUCAAACAUUGCAAUUUGUGACGUCAUAUCAUGUUGCGUGUGGCUCCGUCCCUCUCAACUGAGAAGGUACGGAAGUCUUAAGGAAAGACAUCUACACAUGAGUUUUCUAGUUCAGCCUUCCUUGCUGCAAUUCCGGCCAUGAAUGCUUCAGGUCCCUUGCCGGGGCUCGGAAUUGGGCCUAGGGCGAUCAACCUGGAUGUCAGCAUGCGACAUAGUCGGAAACUAUCUCCCAGCCAACCUGUAUCUUGGCUGAUGCGACUCGAGGAAAUCAGGCAUGGCUGGUCAUCAUUUAUAUGCUGCAUUGCAAGCUUAUGUUAGUUGCACUAACAAGGCUGAAAUCCUUGCCUUGCGGGCAAGGCAAGACUCAGCUCCUAUUCGCGUAUAAUAGCAGGAGAUCUAACAUAUCAUUGCGAUGUAGUCAAUUUGGUGUAUCUUCAUUGACACGAAAGAAGCUUUCCUCCUCUCGCGAAAUCACAUUUCCCGUUUGCGACCAAGUGUAGUGAUCACCGUAGACACUUUCAGUUUGCUCUGGACAGGUCCGACAGGUCCCUUUGCGCUUGCCAACCUCUUUCUUCGUCCUCGAGGGAUCGAGUUCGUGCCGGCAGAUGGCCCUGAUCAACACAAACCGUUACCACGAGUGAAGUAUGCUGCUGAAAACUCAUGGUGGUGGGUUUGUCUUGGGAUUAUUGUUCUCGAAUCGUGAGUAAACCACAGAGUGAAUAAAAGAGAUGAACUUGACACGC
This is a messenger RNA of Cadophora gregata, 4416 nucleotides long. It is a transcript of the gene CDC27, whose product is annotated as anaphase-promoting complex subunit cdc27. The record is from RefSeq and is a predicted model, not a curated record. NCBI's taxonomy places the organism in Eukaryota, Fungi, Ascomycota, Leotiomycetes, Helotiales, Ploettnerulaceae. The coding region runs from base 546 to 3029 and encodes 827 amino acids. The transcript is spliced from 2 exons. Gene Ontology annotation, molecular function: protein binding. Gene Ontology annotation, biological process: cell division.